This is a messenger RNA of Cyclospora cayetanensis, 1116 nucleotides long. RefSeq lists its product as uncharacterized. The coding region runs from base 1 to 1116 and encodes 371 amino acids. The transcript has 4 exons. The record is from RefSeq and is a predicted model, not a curated record. NCBI's taxonomy places the organism in Eukaryota, Apicomplexa, Conoidasida, Eucoccidiorida, Eimeriidae.
AUGGAGGGCCUGAUCCACCAGGAACAGGAGCCGAAGGACACAGAGAAAUGGGUGGGUGUUUCGAGACGUAUGCCCUCUGCCAAUGCGCCUGCUCGAAAUUUUUGUGUGGAUCUUCUACACGCAGAGCUCUCUGUUUGUGUGCAGAUGGACUCUCUGCUGAGCUCUUUGGGAUCGGCGUUCUCGGACCUGAAUUGCGUCGUCUGCGAGCAGCUCAACGAUAAUUUCGCUCUCCGCAAUAACCUCCCGCAGUGCGCGCAUGAGUCUCCGUCUGUAGCGGUGGCCCCUUCCCUGUAUAGGCGUUUCUUAGUGUCGAUUAGGACCAUGUGUGCUCAACCCAGCCAGGGCAAACUGGUCUCGGAUUGGUUGGCGCUCGCUGCUGGAAUUAGGGGUUUCGAUUUGGCGAGGAGCACCGGGGAGGCACACCUUGCCUCCUUCGCGCUGGCCCCUUGCAACAGCCUUCCCGUUAAUCCUUUCACGGGACGAAAGGAAGACAUCGAUUGCUUGUUGGAGGCUAUGAGCGGCCUAGCCAGCGACUCCGCAGAGGCCUCUACCCGUGCAGCGUACGGCCGGCUUGCCGCCACAAGGCGAUUUGAGCCCUCCCCCCGAGAGCUUUUUGCAAGAGUCAGUGCAUUCAACAAGUCUCUCGAGGGGUUAAUGCAAGCCUUUGAUGGGGAGACGCGUAAGCCACGAGAAAACCAUCUGGAAGACAGAGCCGCUCUGCUGUCUCGUCAUGGUUGCUCUCCACUCUUCCUGACUUCCCUCUGCUCAGCGUGUGCUGAUACAGGGGCCUCGCGGCACCGGGGCCCCCAGCGUGCAGGGAAAGGCUCGCAUGAUUGUGUCUAUGUUGUGGAGCACGCCGAGUCGCCUUUGAACUUCGCCUCUCUGCUGCUGCUCCUGCCCCCUCCGUUCGUGAUAUUUUCCCAAGUGCCGAUUGCUCUGUGGGGUCUCUUCUGUUGCGCAAUUGUUGCCCUGGCUUCUGCAGCAAAGCCUCAACCGUAUCGCGUUGGAAACUCACUUUUGGCGGCUUCCAGCGUUGUGCAAGCCUCCCGGAAGCCCAAAGACGCAGGCCAGCUCGAAGCCCUACUCGCCGAUGCAAAGUUUUGCAUGCGUAUGUGA